AUGUUGAUGAUUAAUUUACGGCUUGUUAUCGUGACUAUUAUUCUGACGCAGCGCAAGUAUCUCAGUGCUAGGGGUGAAGAUGCCUUACAAAUUCGGCAAACCUUUAAUUCUAAUAAUAAUAAUAAUAAUAAUAAUAAUAAUAAUAAUAAUAAUCGACGUGAUAGUAUUAACAAAACGGAUAUGUUGUAUCCUGAACAUCAAAUACCUGCUGUUAUUCAACCUGGAAAUAUAUCCAAGUUUUACUAUCUCAGUCACAGAGACGGGCAUCCUCUUACACUUAUUGUCACACCCUGCAGUGGAGCUAUUGAGUGGACUGUCAACUGCCUUGAGGCACCACCGGAUAAUCGGCAAGGCGAAGCUGAAUCAGCAGCAUUGACACGAUGGCCAGUAAACGCACUUAUACCGGGAUCACCGUUAUUCAGCUACCAGGGCGACGAGGCGCAAAACUUUACAAUCCCGCGAGUCCGUGCGGGACUUUACAGACUUGAGAUAAAAACUAAAGAUGUAACUACCGAUGCCAACAUUCUUGAUAGAUCGCCGAAGACGGUCUUGCUCUACGCAACCUCCACAGCAGCAUUGACACGAUGGCCAGUAAACGCACUUAUACCGGGAUCACCGUUAUUCAGCUACCAGGGCGACGAGGCGCAAAACUUUACAAUCCCGCGAGUCCGUGCGGGACUUUACAGACUUGAGAUAAAAACUAAAGAUGUAACUACCGAUGCCAACAUUCUUGAUAGAUCGCCGAAGACGGUCUUGCUCUACGCAACCUCCAAUCCACACUCGUCCAACUACUGUCUCGCAGUGACUUCUGGAGGCAGUCAGCACCCACCAACUCUCUGUGCAGCCCAAAAUCUUCUAGAAACCCACUCCCGGCCGACAAAAACCUACGGUUCCUCCAGAGAACACCAGCACCGCGGAGAUCCCGAGGGUUUGCAUUGUUUCAACCAGACGAAGCUGACCCUUCAUGGCCUGAAAUACAACACCACGUAUGACUUCACUCUUUAUGUGGUGAGCACGAGAAAUAAUGUUUCAACUCGAGUGUCCACGGAGUCAUUCAAGUUCCGACGAACUCCAGCCCAGGUGUUGCGAACUGGUCGUUACGUCACCGCUAAUUUGGGAAAAUACGACGGAUUCAUGAAUUUCCAGUACCAGCCUCCGCACAAUGGAACCACGGAGUUUUAUAUUUUUCCUUGUGGAGGAGGAAUUGUGUGGGCUAAACUUCGGGGGCCAUCUGGAGUUAUCAAGAAAAAAGAAGUAAUAGGACACGCUUCCUUAAAAGCCCCGUCCUUAGAACCAGGAAGCCGCUACACCCUGGGAAUCUACGCAACUCCCCAGGAACUGACAAAAGUGUCGUCUGUAAAAGUUUUAGCCACUCCAGAGGGUUCCAUCUUGUAUCCCGAACAGGUUCCCACAAAAAGUCUGCCGCGGGAGUAUCGAUCGCUCCGCAAGUGCCACGAAGUGACAGUCGGCGUAGAAUCAGCGGGGGCGGCUAAAUACUGCGUCCUGGUACGGGAGUUACGAGGCUCGUCUGCCGCGGGGAUCGCGAGCAUACCUGACCAGUGUGGGCUCCACCGGCGACGCAGAUCCGAGUACACUCUGGAGCAGUGCGAGGACAGGGCGAAUCCUCCCGACAACCGCGCGCUUCUCUUCACCGUGAAAAGACUUCAACCCGCGAAGGCUUAUCUUCUUCAGAUUACUGCCCAAAUAAAUGGCCAGUCGCUUUCAUAUCCGCUUAUUGAUGUACACACUCGGAGAUGUCAGCUCUAA
Molecule: messenger RNA, 1767 nt
Organism: Cotesia congregata
Lineage: Eukaryota; Metazoa; Arthropoda; Insecta; Hymenoptera; Braconidae
Source: the annotation of a GenBank genome assembly